This is a messenger RNA of Manduca sexta (tobacco hornworm), 1701 nucleotides long. RefSeq names its product solute carrier family 2, facilitated glucose transporter member 8. Bases 218 to 1576 code for a protein of 452 amino acids. Gene Ontology annotation, cellular component: membrane. The transcript has 7 exons. The record is from RefSeq and is a predicted model, not a curated record. Gene Ontology annotation, biological process: transmembrane transport. NCBI's taxonomy places the organism in Eukaryota, Metazoa, Arthropoda, Insecta, Lepidoptera, Sphingidae. Gene Ontology annotation, molecular function: transmembrane transporter activity.
AUCAUUCAGAAGACAUCACGCAUUGUCAGUACUACUACUUCCACACACGUUGUAAAACUAAAGAUAAAGUUAAUACCAACUGUAACAACAAUAAUUAAAGUUGAAAAUCAAAUGGAAGUGGAAGAUCUAUCCAGUCAUAUAGAUAAGACAGUAUAUAAAUGUUAGUUGAAUGUAAAAGUAUCAUAAAGUGGAAGGUGCGAGACGAUUGUGAUUUAAUAUGGUGUACACGAUAUCUGGUGAAGUGAAUGAGGAUAAAGGAACUCUUUGGAGGGAAUUGCUUGUUGCUUUCGUUGCCAGUCUUCCCUUCUUCACGCAUGGAGUGGAGACCACGAUCCUCACAGCAUCAGCUCAUACGGGCCACUUCAUUCGCUCCGAUGACGUUCCCUGGAGCACCACGAUUCUAGUGCUGGUGGCCGGAAUCUCUAGCCCAAUCUGCUGCUACGUUAUCAACAGAUUUGGGAGACAAUGCGGAGUGUUUAUCGUCAGUUUUGUUCAAGGGACAUCUUUAAUUCCUCUAUUCCUUCUCAACGAGACCAGCUCUCUAAUCCUCCACGGCUUCGCUGGCUUAUCAUCAGGGGCGCUCUUCACCAUCCUUCCGACCUACAUACGGGAGACUUCAUCACCGAAAAUCAGAGGGAUUUCCAUGACCCUGAUCAUGGCAAUGAUAACAGCAGGGUAUAUGAUGAAAUUGGUGAUGAGUCCUGAAGAGAGGAGGUACCUGAUUGCAGCAUUGGUGAUGUGUCAAGUGAUGUGUAUGCUGGUGAUAGUGGAGUCGCCAAAUUAUUUGGUGAUGAAGGGGAAAUUUGAAACGGCUCAAAAGAGAAUUGCGGUACUAAAAGGACUUCCAGAAGACAACGGUAAUGUUAAAAGCCAUCUCGAAGAAUUGAAAGCCGAAAGCGAGCGUGUCAAGAGUUGUGCGAAAUUGUCUGUGAUUAGUCUUUAUAGAAAUAAAAUCUGGUGGGAUAGCCUGAAGAUGGCGCUAGUCCUGCACACCACUAUGGUAUUGUGUGGUAACGUGGUGUUCCUGGAUCAGAAGAAGAGUCUCGUCCAACUGAAACUGGUGGACUCAGACCCUGAGAACAUCCUGGUGCUGUCUGCUAUGUUUGCUGGUGGACUCUUUACCUUGGUCUCCUCAAUCAUUAUUGAUAGGAAGUAUAUCCUAACCCUUGGCUACGUGCUGAUGGCCCUGUCAUCAGGAACCAUAGCGGUGUACACGCAGGCUGACCUGACAGUCUACACUCUACGGUGGAUACCAGUCGCUUCCCUAGCUGUCCUUGUGUUCGGAUACGGGGUGUCCUGGGCGCUACCUUUCAUUAUCACUGUUGAAGUAUUUAAUUUUGAGAUCCAAGCUACAAUUCUAGGCACCAUCUUCACGUACUCUCAAGCAAUCAAGUUACUCCACAUACACACCUUCAAAUACAUCGAAAAUUACGUUGGAGUUUAUACGAUGUUCUAUAUAUUUGCUAGCAUAAACUUGUAUGGCGCUGUGUACUCGCUGUUUAUUGUACCAAAUACAAGACAUAAGUCUAUGAAACAAAUUGAGAAGCAAAUAAAGAGGAUACCUUUGCCAGCAUGAUGGGGUUGUUUCUUUUUACCUUAAUCUUUUAGAUUAGAUGUGUUAGCGAUUUUUUUUAUUAUUUCUUUGAAUGACGAGACGAGCUUGCCGUUCGCCUAGCCGUAGCCCAUACGACCGCUCGUAAA